AUGAUCUACACCCUCCGGCGGGCGACCAUCUUCGUCACCGCCCUCACCAUCUUCUCGAUCUUGGUCAUAACCUUCCUCCCACGUUACCUAAACCCUACGCCUCCUGACGCCGAAGAACGAAAGCGAGACAGACAAUGGGUCAGCACCUCGCCGUACUGGUUUGAUCGCCAGGUCUGUCGAUACCUUGGUCUAUGUGGUAUUCAGCACAUUCGAUGGGAUGCGCCAACUCUGCCCAGCUGGGGUCCCGGUUCCGACCUUGACAUGAAGGAAGAAAUAGCCAAAGUGCUCGGCGUUGGCAGCUGGGACGAGGACGGAGCGGCAGUCUUCAUCAACAAGCCCGGCACCGAAUCUUGGGAACAUGCGCCCGGCCAUGUCGACCUCAAGCGCAAGCGAUCCGAGUCUUCCGAUACCCUCCAAGAAGUCCCCCAAUAUGUCCUCGACCAUGCGCCGCUCGUCCAUCUCUACUCGGGCGAACACUUUUGGCCUUCGGACAUUGCCGACCACGUUAAGCACAUGGGCCUCCUUGACGAGGAAGACGGGUCGGUGAACAGGACGGAUGAACUUGAUCUGGGGAAUCUCGCCAAGCUCAACGCCAAGAACAGCACCGUCUUUCUGACGAGCAUGGAUGAUGUGGAAUCCAGGCCAGAAUGGCUCCACAACCGAGCCGGGAUCCCCGUCGAGUAUGAAGACGGUGGUGAUGAUGAACACAACGGAAACCCCGACAAAAAGAUCCCCGGAAACAACCCGACCGUGCCUACCGAUGGCAACACCUGGUGGGACGCCGACAAGCAACACCCGCCGAACCGGAUCGCCGCUCCUCGGUAUCCCAAGGGCGGUCCUUCAUCUCGUCAAAGGCGGUUCCUGCAGGGCGACGAUGAGCCGCAGCGUCCCAUUGGCGACAUCCCUUCGGACGGUGACAAGAACAAGCCUAACACUAGCGGUUAUUCCAAUGGCCCCGCCGUGCUCAUCCUUGUCGACAAAGGCGCCGGCAUUUUGGAUGCUUUCUGGUUCUUCUUCUACUCGUACAACCUGGGGCAAACCGUUCUCGGCAUCCGCUUCGGCAACCAUGUCGGCGAUUGGGAGCACUGCAUGACACGCUUCGAUAACGGGAUCCCGAAAGCCAUGUUCUUGUCGGAGCACGCUGGUGGAAAGGCCUACGCCUGGCCUGCUUUAGAGAAGAAGCCUCAACCGAAUGGCAAACCUCCCCGUCCGGUUAUCUACUCGGCUGUAGGAAGUCAUGCCAUGUAUGCCACGCCUGGCUUGCACCCGUAUGUGCUGCCUUUCAAGCUCCUCAAGGACGUCACCGACCGCGGCCCUCUCUGGGAUCCUGCUCUCAACCACUACAGCUACUGGUACGACUACGAGGUCGGGCUGAACGAGACCGAGUCACCUUCGUCCCCUCAAUCGCCCUACUUAGGCAACCCGUCCGGACCUCCGAAGGAGUAUAAAUCUCUUGUUCCUGCAGCGGACAACCCGAAGGCUCCAACAAAUUGGUUUCAUUUCGAAGGAGCAUGGGGCGAUGAUGUCUAUAGUCUGGCGGAUUACAGGCAGUGGAGGCUGUUUGGCGAGUAUCACUACAUUGUCGGACCACUGGGACCCAAGUUCAAGUACUUGGAGAGGAGGAAGGUAUGUCAGACGGACAAGUGCACGUUGCUCUGGAGCAUUGAGGCCGGGGAGAAGAGCAGUUGGUAUUGA
Molecule: messenger RNA, 1695 nt
Organism: Sordaria macrospora k-hell
Lineage: Eukaryota; Fungi; Ascomycota; Sordariomycetes; Sordariales; Sordariaceae
Source: RefSeq, a predicted model, not a curated record